Messenger RNA from Haemonchus placei, 1728 nucleotides. Lineage: Eukaryota; Metazoa; Nematoda; Chromadorea; Rhabditida; Trichostrongylidae. The record is from the annotation of a GenBank genome assembly.
CACAAUGUGUUUCUUUGUAAUUUUCCAGGCUUGAGAGUUGCUGCUUUGGUGACUAGUUCAUACUUCAUGAAUCAGCCGGUAUGGAGCACUGGAACUAUUGGCACUCUCCCGAACACUGCUUAUGAUCGCAACCAGGAUCGCGUCACAGCCUAUGUUGUCGCCACGGAUAGGGCACUCUGUGUUUUGCGGUUUCCUCCUCGGAGUGGAUCUCUGGCUGGAGCGAACUGCUUCGAGUACCCGUGUACCGAACGUGGGCAUGCCCAUGUUGAUGAGACUAUCUUCAGGGGUUCUUCAAGGAUUCAUGCAGUGGUGAAGCACUUCGGUAGUAACAAUAUGUCGGCAAGACGCAUGGCGAAAAAUCGCUCCCAGUUCGAUGUUGUUCAACCAGGACCGUGCCUCGAUAGGCUCAAGACCUCUCAAUCACCGCCUCAUGUCACUUGGCAAUACCACACGGAGUGCUCACCAGUCUGCUUGGGAGGAUUGGAACGCGAUCCAUGCGAUCCGCAGUUCUACAAAUGUUCACCGUUGCACAUUCCGAUCUUGUGUGGUUGGCGACGUGUGUAUUCAUCUAUUCACGUUCGAAACUUCUACUUAUUAGUAAACUUGCAUUUUCUUCACGAAAUUUCUGAAAGCAAGUUGUUUAAGGAAGUAGGCAGCGAAUUGACGAUUGACCUGUUCUGCUUCGAUCCAAUCGAAUGUAGUGAUCCAGCUGAUGUCAUUCAGGUUGCGGAGUCCUCCGUCAAAACGGCUGAUUUUACCCUUGGUUUAGAGAAUUUGCCUAUUCCAGCGGUGAAUACGGUCGAUGACGAAGAUCCACCAAAGAUGUCCUACUGUGCACGACGAUUCCCCUAUAAUCAUCAAGUGGAUGUGAAGACGAUAUCGAGAGACUUCUGCUCGGGAUGCUCUUGCACUGAUGAUUGUUCGGACCCGUCAAAGUGUGAAUGCCAACAGCUGACGGUUUCAAAUGUGCAACGACUCGCGAGGAGCUUUCGUCCUUCUGUUGGCGAAUAUGGCUACCGUACUCUGCUUGGCAAGACAAUCACUGGUGUAUUUGAGUGUAAUGACAAUUGCGGUUGUCAACAGAAGCGAUGCUACAAUCGUGUCGUGCAACAGCCCAUCAAGUAUCCGAUCCAAAUUUACAAAACUGCUCAAAGUGGUUGGGGUGUUCGAGCGCUGUGCGAUAUCCCAGCAGGUGCAUUCAUUGCUAAUUAUGUGGGAGCUCUUCUGACGGACAGCAUUGCUGAUGCGCUUCACGGAGAGGACGAAUACUUUGCUGAUUUGGAUCUUAAUGACGCCGUAAGAAGCUUUUUGUUCAUCCGCAAUCCGUCUUUAUUAGUUCGAUUGGUAUUGAAGUGCAAUAUCAUUAAAAAUAAGUUUUUUCCUGGAAAUGAGGAGUACAUAAUGCUAAUUGUUACAGUCGAUGCGGCGGCGGCAGUUGGUGAUGACACAAUGUUCAAAUGGGCCGAUUAUUUUGGUGAGAACAACACAUUAUUUGUGGUGGACGCGAAGAAGAAAGGCAAUGUUGGAAGGUUUCUGAAUCACUCAUGUGAUCCGAAUGUUCAAGUGCAGCACGUAUUUGUGGAUACUCACGAUCUACGCUUACCUUGGUCAUCAUUCUUUGCCAUUCGGAAUAUCAAAGCUGGAGAGGAACUCUGCUGGAAUUACGGUUAUUCGCCUGAUUUGUUCUGCAAAUGUGGCGCAGUAACUUGUCGUGGGCGCUUGUUGUAG